AUGGCAUGCGACAUCGUAAAAUAUGUUGCAGUAUGGUAUUGGAAAUCAAACGAGAAUCCGUGUUCUAUGAAUGAAAUUGAAACAUGGCAAAAUUAUUCGGCAAUCGAUAAUGAAAUGAUAGAAAAUGAAUUUAAAAAAAAUGCAAAACACAUAAUACUUGAUGAAUAUAUUAUUGAUUUUGAGAAGUUAAUUCAAACUAAUAAAGAUCACUCAAACGGAAAGAAAGAGCGUCCAGUUAAGCGUAUUCUAGAAGAUGUAACAACGCAUCCACGUAACAUUAAUUAUAAAGAAAGAUUGUAUUCUACUGAAUUACCAGAAAAGACAAUAGGAAAUAUUAACUGGAAUUGUUGGUAUGAAGAAAAAUCAUUAAAACGUAUGCCACCCAAUUGCGGAAAAUUUAUUCGCGAAUGGUUGUAUCAAUUGUUGCCUGAAUAUAUUGAGUGGACUCCGGAAGAUUAUCAGCAAUAUGUUACAGCAUUAGCUCGUGGUUUUGUACAAACAAAACAUCCGCAAUAUAUAUCAGAUGUAAUCCAAAAUCCUCGAAAGGCCUAUCCAUCCGGUAGCAAUGUUCUAACUAAACUAUCAAAGGAGUUGUCAACUUCCAAAUCAAUUUGGGUAAUUUAUCCACGUUCUACGGGUUAUUUAACAGAUGAUUCAGAAUAUUUGCAAUUGCUUGAAUGUGCUCAUCAAAUUUCACACGAAACAAAUACACCGCUAGUGACAACAAUUGAAGACUAUCCUACAAUAUUAAAAAGAAAUGGUGGAUCAACGGCUGGUUAUAGACGAGCUAGAGGAACAUGGCAAAUAACAGAAGAACAUAAAAUGGAAUGGUUGGAAUAUGUUGUUAAAGAAGCAGCUCAGGGUAUAAUUGAAGAAGGUGAAAAAGUUGGUAAACUAAUUGCCGCCAAAUAUAUUGCCGAUGCUCUAUUACAAGCGUUUAAAGAUGAUGAUCUUUGGCGUUGUUGUAUUUAUUUAUAUACACUUGAAUCAUUUCUUUAUCGAUGUAUUAACCGAGCUUUAAGAGAUGAAGAUAUAACUAAAUUAAAAUCAUUAGGACCAUACUGCUAUCUAUUACAUUGGAGUCUUAUUGGUGAUCAAUCAGUUAAUGUUUCGAACAAUAAAGAAAAGCAGCUUUUUACAGGUAUAGUUUAUCGUGGUAUGAACCUUGAAGAAUGGGCAAUUGAAUCUUAUAAAACAGCUAAAGAUUCCUAUAGAUCAUGGCCUGCGUUCACAUCAACUACAAAAAAUCGUGAAAUAGCAUCAUUAUUUGGAAAUGUAUUGUUUAUUAUCGAUAUACAAAAUGAUGUAUUUAUAUCUCAAGAUAUUUCAAUGGUAUCACAAAUGAAAGACGAAGAAGAAGUUUUAUUACGUGCAGGAACAAUAUUCAAAAUAUUAGAUAUCGAGUAUGAUACCACUGAAGAAAAGCAUCUAAUCUAUCUUGUUAUUGGCGACUUAAAUUAUUAUACAUUCAAUGUUAGAAAAGCCUGCAAUAAGAUAAAUGUAUUAGAAGAUGAAUAA
This is a messenger RNA of Rotaria sp. Silwood1, 1518 nucleotides long. NCBI's taxonomy places the organism in Eukaryota, Metazoa, Rotifera, Eurotatoria, Philodinida, Philodinidae. The record is from the annotation of a GenBank genome assembly.